Messenger RNA from Austrofundulus limnaeus, 5120 nucleotides. RefSeq names its product cilia and flagella associated protein 74 (gene cfap74). NCBI's taxonomy places the organism in Eukaryota, Metazoa, Chordata, Actinopteri, Cyprinodontiformes, Rivulidae. The record is from RefSeq and is a predicted model, not a curated record.
GUAGUGGUCCAGAACAUGAGGCAUUUAAAGAUGAAGAAGCAGCCUUUUCUUCUGAUUUGGAAGGGUUGGAAGAAUUGUUUGAGGAGAGUGAUGAUGGUGGUGACCUUGUGCUUGGGGCUGAUAAUGGCAAGAAGAGGAGUUUUGCCGAGACAGCACGGAUGUUCAAGCUGAGACGAAACCUGGACCAGCUGGACUGCUUUCACCGACAGAAGGAGCGUGACGCGCAGAAAGCCAGGGAAAAGCUGAAACUCUGUCAUCAGACUAUUGAAAGUUUGCUGGAGCAGAGGGACAACGUGGAAAAAGAAAUAGAUCAACAGAAAUCAAAGGACAGCAGUGUGGCCCUGUUUCGACUGCGAGUUCAGCAUAAACAGCUGUGUCAACAGCUUCAACACGAGGAAGAGUUGGAAGGCGAAAUCCACAAUGAACUAAGACAACAAGAACUGGAACUAAAUGAAGUGGAAGUGGAGCUUGGCAUGGUUUCUUCGCUUCGACAGGUGUUGCUGGAGGAGGAGCAGAAAUUCCAGGACCUUAAAGCCCAGAAGGCAGCGACAAGGUUGCAGCAAGAGAGAAAAGUUGGCCAGAACCUGCAACGCAAGACGAAGCUUCUCAGGGAUAAACAGGAAGCCAUGCUAGAGAAGGAGAAAACUGAAUGUCAGAGGAAAUUUGAGGAGAGUCGACGAAGCCAGAAGACAGCUGCCAAGUACUUGAAACAAACAAUUAAAAGAAUGCACCAGCAAGCAGCUGAGAAGGAGCAACAGAGCAGGGAGUUAAUAGAAAAGAGGAUGCAAGCUGUUAAGUCACUGAAAUCUAAUAUAGCAGCCAACCAAGAGAGUCUACGGGUUCAACAAAACAGAGCCAGAGCAGACGCCCAGAUGAAAGAAGAACAAGAAAGACAACUGAGAGAAUCCCUGCAGACCCAAGGCAUCAACAGUUUCCAGCAUAUGUACCGGCUAAAGCAACUAGAGGAGACAAAACGAAAACAAGAGGAAUUUGAGGAGAGCCAGAAGUCAAAGAGGGUGGCGAUAGUUGAAAAAAUUCUUCAAGAGGAACAGUUGAUGAGCAGAAAAAAAAAACAAAUGUCUCCCCUCAAACCCCCAACUACUAACAAGUUUUCAUCUUUGAGGAAAAUAGAGAGGCUCUUGCACUACCUUCAUCCUUCCUCCCCAUCAGUCGCGGAGGAGACAGCGACGACUCAUUUCAGAAAUUUCAGGGAUGUUCGGAGCGCUUCGUCAUUUUCCUCCGAUGCUGAGGACCUGGAGGAAACGAGUGAAACCUUUCAGGAAGACGUUGCCGACCGGAGCCUUGCUGACAGCCUUGUUGAGCCUGAAUUCACCGGGCUAUGGGACCAAGACUACAAGAAGCUCUUCACUGAGAAGGUUACACCUUUGCAAACAGAAGUACAGGAAGACGAACCUGACACAAUCAGCAAAAAAUUACAUGUGACCUCUAAAAAAGUUCAUGAAAAGAAGUUGAAAGGACCUCCAUUUGUCAGUAAACCAGACGUCGUCUUUUUUAAGGAUUUCGACGUUGGAAAACUCUAUAAGAAGAAAAUUGUUCUGACAAACAACUGCUACAUUGUUAACCACUGCAAGUUCCUCAGAGUCUCCGCUCAGCUUAAGGAUUUCAUCUCUGUCAAAUUUGAUCCUCCGGGUCGGUUAUCUUUUGGGAUGUCCUGUGAUGUUCAGGCUGUUUUCCAACCAGUGAACAACGAGGACUUAGAAGGAGAUCUACAGUUUUCAUCAACAAUGGGCCCUUUUUCCGUACCCAUCAGAUGUACCACAAAGAAAUGUUGUCCAGAAGUUGACAGCCAGUUCGUUGACUUUGGUUCACAUGUCGUUGGCCAGACCAUUUCACGGACUAUCAACUUGAGCAACAAGGGAGCCCUGGCCACCCUCUUCAGCCUGGACACGUCCACACAACUCAGUCCAGAAACUAGCAAUGUCCAGAUGUCAUCCCAGGCUGCUGCCAACUCAUGCUUGGAAUCAUCCAGUGAAAACACCAAGUCCAUCUGUCAGAAAAACUCUGCUUCCAUAGAUGCUGAAAAAGUCCAACUAAAUCAGCAGAAUCCAGAGUUCUCCAGAGAAUCACAGCAACCUGGGACAAGUCCAGAAGCUGGCCUUGAGACUUGUCUGUCCUCAGAUGUGGACACUCAGAGGAACCAGACUCCCUCAGACUCUAGUGACAUAAGACUAGGACAAGUAAGAAGUGGAGAGAUCGGACCAUUUCAGUGCAUCAAACUAGAUGUUAUAUUUACUCCAACCUUUCCAGGAGAGACAAAACUGGACUUUUUCAUCAAAUUCUCUGAUAAAAACAUCAAACCAAUACCUGUCCUGGUGAGAGGUGUGGCAGUCAGCAUCCCAGUAUGGGUGGUUCAGCCCAACGUUGACCUGAAAAUAUGCAUGUUUGACCGCCUUUAUCAGGACAGUAUCGUAGUCCAAAGCAGAGCGAGCACCGCUUUGAAACUGACCUUCGAUGUACGCCCAGAAAUGAGGAAACACAUGGAGAUUCUACCAAAGACCGGCUUCAUCCAGGCUCAGUCAAGCUUUAAUGCUCAUCUGAAAUUCACGCCGAGGCGUUCCUUAUCCAAAGAUGCGGAGAAUUAUUUUGACAAAGACACAGGAGUCCUUGAGGUUCCAAUGACGGUGCAAGUUGCAGGCCAGAUUCAGCCCGCCUGUUUUACUGUCCAGGCAAUUCUUACGUCAUCAGAUCUGCAGUUUGACCAGACUGAGGUGGACUUUGGCUUCUGUUCCAUCCAGCAGUCAGUCAGGAGCAGCGUUCUCCUCACCAACCUGUCCCUCCUGCCACAAGACUUUGGCUUUUUGGCUGUUCCAGAGUUCAUAGAGAUUCAGCCUAAUGAUGGUUUUGGCACUCUGCUUCCACAAGAAACCCUAAAGAUUGAUCUGAUUUUUAGUCCCAAAAAAGCCAAAGAGUACCAUUUUCAACUCAGCUGCAAAUCUGGAAUUAACAGAGAGUUUCUGCUGUCCUGCCGAGCAGUGGGUGUUCACCCACCACUGGAGCUCUCUCAUUCUCUGGUUCGGUUCAGAGCAACUGCGGUUGGUGACAAAUCCACUGCCACACUUCACCUGACCAACCGCCACACCGACAACAAGCUCAGACAAACGAUAACUCCAGAGGCCGAAGACACCGUCUCUGUUGGGGGUCCCAGGUUGUUCUGCUUCACCCCACCUGAAGAUUCAGACAUCAGCAUCUCGCCCUCUGCAGGACGCCUUCUCCCCGGAGAGAGAUGUCCUGUGCACGUGAUCUUCAGACCGAGGCUUUCGGAUCGUGAGAUUAAAGAAGAGGCUCUAGGUCGCCUACAACGGGCCCUGUUGCUCCGUGAGACAGAGAGAAACAGGUCCACAGAACCAGAGGAGAGAGCUGUAGAAUCCAGUAAAGGAAAAAAGGCAUCAGCGAAUUCAAAGAACAGCAAGGUGUCGGAAAACCCUAAGACCAGCAAAUUAACCAAACCACCUGAUCCAGUCGACAUACAGCCUGGGUCAGCGCAGUAUGAGGAGGCCAAGGCCUCUCUGCUCUACUCUUUCACCCAACGCUACAGAGAGUUCACCGUCCCCUGUUUUGUGUCAGACAGAGUCCACCCAGAGACAAAUGGACAUGUCGCGCCAGACUGGAGCUCCACAAACACCCUCUACCUGAAACUGCAGUGUCCUGCUGUACAGCCCCCGCUGGUGGUUUUAUCCAACAAUGGUCGUAACGUCGUAGACUUCCAUCACGUUCUUGCAGGAGAGAGAGUAAUUAAAAAGUUGACAGUUCAGAACAUUUCAAAGGAGUCCUUGGAUUUGAUGUCCUCAGUGUUGGACCUAGAUGGUCCUUUUUGUCUUCUCAAUGCUCUGAGACGCAUACACCCUGGGGAAAAACACACUUUGGUUUUUGCUUUCAGUCCAACUCUGGAGAAGAAGUGCUGUGAAAUACUAGAGUUGCGAAGCCUUAAAAUGGUUUUGGAAAUACGUCUGCGUGGAGAGGGUGUCCUCCCUGCUGUCACCUCAUCUCACACUGGAGGCCUGCUUGACUUUGGCUAUGUGUUGGAGGAAGAGACCGCUUCACACUGUGUGCAGUUGCAGAACAACUCGGUGGUGGCAGUGGGUUUCAGGGUGCUGCUGGCCAGCCUGUCUCAGUCCAGGCAUCAGGACAGGACUGACAGAGUAGCCCUGCUGCUGGACGGAUACAGAAACUCUCAGGUCCGGCCUGUUGUAGGAACCCAGAACUACUCUGGCCUGAGUGUGUUUAGUGUGACGCCAGUAGAGGGCAGCAUUGCUCCUGGACAGAGCUUAGACGUCACCAUCACGUUUCAACCUGACCACUCUUCAGUUAACUACUCUGACAGGCUCACCAUAGAGCUCAUAAAUAAGAUUAAAGUGUGUGUGCUGGAUCUGAAGGGUGCAGCCUCUUCACAUAACAUGUAUCUGCAUGGAGGAGACCUGUUAUCAGUACCAGUUGAAUCUCUUCUCCCUUCACUCAUCAGCAGCCAGCCUCACCUCACAGAGUCACAGGUGGCGGAGAGGCCAAACAUCCCGGUGCUGGUGACCCUGCAGGCCAGCUGCACCGCAGGUGUCAUCACACCUGCAGCCAGGGAACUGCACGUUGGCUGCAUCCGCUCCCCAAACACCAACAAGAAGGGUGGAGAGUUUUACUGGGAUAACGUGGCGCCACUGCAGCAGCAGGGCUUCAGUGUGGAGCCCCUUAAAGGCAGCGUGGAGGCAGGUCACAAACGUACGCUCACCAUCACGUGGACUCCCCAAAGCGGAUACAAGCCUUCAGAGGUGGUGCAGAUGUGCGUGUCUCUCACUGUAAAGGGGGAUGAGACCCAGAUUUACAGAGUCACCUUGAUGGCUUUGGUGUCAUCAUCUACUGAAUGAUCCAUACAGCCUGUGGAUGCUGACCAGUGGUAGGCCUGCAAACCGAGGUUUAAAUCUUACACUUCAUUUACUGUACUUAUUGGUAAUGUUUUAGUGACGACCCUGAGAUUUAAAUAAGUCUUUGUGUUAAUUCUCAUUUUGUGUUCUGUAGUUUUACUCAAGAACAGAUGCUCAAAUGUAACAACAGUAUAGUAUUGUAAUUGCAGCUAGAUUGCACUGUUUAAACAUUAAAACAUUUCGCAAAUA